ACCUCGGUCAAAGUCCAUGUGAUCAACGACUCCAAAUAUAGCAACACGUCCAAGAGAUGAUUCUAAGAGAAGAAAUGAAAUUUUAAGCGUAAAGAAGCAUAUUUGAACAAAAUGAUUUUUACAGUUGUGUUACCGAACAGUGUUGUGAUUGAAAUCGAAGUGGAUAUCAGAGCAAAUGGACAGGAAUGCUUAGAUCAGGUUUGCCAGCAUCUUGGAAUCCUUGAAUAUGAUUAUUUUGGCUUACAAUUUAGUGGCAGUAAAGGAGAAAAAAUAUGGCUGAACAUGAGGAACAGAAUUAAUCAGCAAGUGUCUGAAAUGAGGGCUCACAGAUUUCAUCUCCGUGUCAAGUUCUACAUACAACCCCAUCUUCUGUUACAGGAAUCUAGCAGGCAUCUGUUCUACAUUCAAGUGAAACAAGAAAUCCUGUUUAAAACACUCCAUGUUAAAGAUGAGACAAAGCUUGUUAAAAUACUCGCUUUGAUAGCUCAGGAAGAGUUUGGAGAUCAUGUAACCAAUCGUUUACAUCUACCUGGCUAUGAGACGUUCUUGGAGAAGAUUUGUCACCACAGUGACCCUGACUUUCUGAAGAGUGUUGCCAAUUGCCAUGCAGAACUGCGUGGCAUGUCUUCCCAGAAUGCAGAGUACAGGAUGUUACAAGAAGCUUCAACACUAGAGGAUUAUGGGAUGGAAAAGCAUGAAGUAAAGAUGGAAAAGAAGCUGAUGUCAGUUGGUGUAGGACCAGAAGGAGUGUUUAUUUAUGACCAUCAUAUGGAAUUAGUUGAUAGAAUAGAGUACCCAAUGAUACAGAGGAUUGUUCAUGAUGCAUGCUCGUGUGUCAUGUCUGUGUAUACUGAAGAGAUGGAAACACGUAGGAUUGAAGUCCGACUGCGAAGUCUACGAGCUGCAUCCUGUUUGUACCGUUGUAUAACAGAAAUGCACUCCUUCUUUCGAUGUGAUACAGUUAACAGUGCAGUUUCUUCCCAAACCUACCGUGAUCUCAAAGGACUACUGGCGUCUUUGUUUAACGAGAACACCACAACUGGUCAGAACUAUGUUUUUGAUGUUCAAAGAACUUGGCGAGAAGCCUACGACAGCACUAGACGAAAACUAAUGAAAGAAGCAGCAAAUCAAAGUUUACCUCCCCUUGAAAAGGAUGAAAUGGAGGAUAGUAGUGAAACACACAUUCUACCCAAAAAUCACGAAUGUCAGGACGUUCAGUUGUUGAAAGCCCAGUUAGAAAAAAUCCAUGAAUCCUUUCUGUGUAGUGUGUGUAUGGACUGUGAUAUAUCAACAGCUUUUUGCCCAUGUGGUCACAUGACCUGUUGUCAGAACUGUGCGUCCCGGUUAGACGAGUGCCCAUUGUGUCGGACAAAUAUUGAGAACGUUCAGCCUAUUUUUUUGCCUACUACAUUAGUACAAAAGAGUUGAUGAAAGGUUGUGUUGUGUUCCGGGGAAUGUGCAGAUAAAGAAAUGGCAAUAUUAUUUGUUAAAGUUGACAAGUGUUUGGUACAGUUCACCUGUAUAUCAACUCUGGUUCAUGUAUAAAUAUAGUCCUGCAUCUCUAUCAUUUAACAUCUGUAUACAUCAUUGAUUGUUAAAUGUUUCCAUACAGUGUAGUUGUUUUAUCAUCACCAUAAAGAUGUAAAUAUUUUUAUAGAAAGGGCAACAAGCAAUGCAAUAAUUGUCAUCAUUUUUUUUUAGUUGUUUCAUUGUUUAUAAUUAAUAUGUGUACAGUACUGUUUAGUAUGGUUCUAUGAAUACAUACAUAGUAUCAUUAUACAUAACUUUCAUGUUGAUACAGCUAGGUGGUUAGUUCAAAAAUUAAUUGAAGAGAUUUGUGAAGAGAGGACCAAAAUUAUAGGAGAUAAAUUAAAAGGCUUUCAGUUGCAUGCUAUUGAUCAAACAUUAAAAUAUAAAGUAUGAUAAAUAAAAUUCUUCUCUUGUGUCAUUUGCUGCAUUCAUAUAAAGUAUAAAGUGAUUUAUCAAUACAAGGUCAAUGAUUGAAGGUUGAAGGUCGAACCUGACAAUGACUUCCUAAUACAAUUUUUUUUUAUCUUGGUUUGAGUUUUGAUUGCCUAAAUUAUCAUGGAAAUGAUUUGAUUUUAAAUAUAAUUUUUAAAUCAGGAAAUGAAGAAAAAAAAUAAAACAAAUACAAAUAAAUGUAUAAGUAAGUACACAGGAAAUGACGUACUACAACAUAUAUUUUAAACAUGAAUGUUCAUUCAUUUUAAUUUAGCGGAAGUUUGUCAUAUAACCACAAAGUGUGGGCAGAUGUUUUUUUUCCAAAUAAAAAAAAUCUAUUGUGAUGUUUUCAACCAUUAAAAAUUUUGAGAUAAAAAGAUUGGAUAUGAGUAAAAUCAAAUGUAGUUUUAGAUUCACCUGAUACUUGCCUUGUUAUCUGACCAUUAGUCAACAGACGCAUUUAUUUUAGACAUUAUAUUGAAAAUAAAAAAUAUGUGUUUUAAAGUAUUGUAUAUUUUUUAGCACAGGUCAUUUUAUGUUCAUUAGUUAAGACUUGUUAGUUAUAAUUUAUGUUUUUUGUACAUUAGCUGGUCAUCAAUUUUUAUUUAUUUUCAUGGUAUGUACAUACAAACUUUAUUUAUUUUUAUUUUUGUCUUGCCAAUUUUUGAUAAUGGUAAAUUAUCUCCCUUGUUAGCACCAUGUUACCAUUAUCUCCUUUGUUAGCACCAUGUUACCAUAAUCUCCCUUGAUAGCACCAUGUUAUCUCCCAUAGUUGAUGUACAUUCCAGAUAAGAUUUUUUUGGAUAAAGUUUUUUGUUUUGUUUCAUAUUUAAAAUUAAAGUUAAAGGGAAAUGUUUUGUCUGGAUUAAAUUCUGCGUUAACUGAACACAUAUUUCAAAGUUUUAAUUAGAGACAAAAUUGAACCCUAAAUAUACAAAAUAACAUGUUUUAAUGGAGUUUAUUUAGAUAAAUUGGACCCUGUAUAAAUUGAACAUACAUGUAUGGAUCAAAGGGAUUUAUGUAGACAAGUUUUACUGUAUUCAUAUUAUCUACACACCUUUGACCUUUUACAUUUUAACAAAAACUAAGUGAAGAAUCUGUGAUUCUUAUUAGUAAAAGUUCGAUCAUUUGAAUCAGUUGUCCUUUGAAAGUUAAAUAACCAAAGGUGUGUGCAAGUAGAAACUUAAUGACUUUGGUCUUCAUGCUUUGAAUUUCCAAUGUUUGUUUUAAAUGAAAGUUUUUUUCUUGGAACAACAAUGACUAACUGUGGCACUUUUUUCAACAACGAGUAGUGUUUAUAAAGAAGAUGAAAUUAUCAAUAGAAAUUUAACCAAAACCUCAACUUUUAAUUGAUGAAAUCGUAGAGACUAGGUAAAUGAAAUCUUGGUAAUUUCUUUGUAAGUUGAGUGAAAAUAUAAAGAAUUUUGGUUGGCAAAAUACUAAAUUGACUUUAAACAUUAAAUCUAUAUACCCCCCAGUAAGUUAGACCAGUAUGGAAGAUAUGAUAAUCAUACAUACACUUU
Mytilus californianus (California mussel) is the source of this 3485-nucleotide messenger RNA. Its product is annotated as E3 ubiquitin-protein ligase MYLIP-like. Lineage: Eukaryota; Metazoa; Mollusca; Bivalvia; Mytilida; Mytilidae. Gene Ontology annotation, biological process: ubiquitin-dependent protein catabolic process. The record is from RefSeq and is a predicted model, not a curated record. The coding region runs from base 112 to 1428 and encodes 438 amino acids. The transcript has 6 exons. Gene Ontology annotation, cellular component: cytoskeleton. Gene Ontology annotation, molecular function: ubiquitin-protein transferase activity.